AUGGGAUACUCUGACCCUUCAUCAAGCAGGGAUUUGCUGGGAAACAGAACUUUGUUCUUCAUAUUCAUCUGCGCCUUUGCCGUGGUCACCUUGCUGCAGCAGAUCCUCUAUGGGAGAAACUAUCUCAAAAGGUAUUUUGAGUUUUAUGAAGGUCCUUUGGAAUACAACUCUACCAAAUGCCUGGAAUUACGGCAGGACAUCAUUGAGGUGAAAGUUUUGUCUAUGGUGAAACAGACUGAAUUGUUUGACAGAUGGAAGAACCUACAGAUGUGCAAAUGGGAAAUGAAUGUCACAGAAGCUAAUUUAUUCAAGUCUACUUUGUCGAGGUGUUGCAAUGCCCCUGCCUUUCUGUUCACCACCCAGAAAAAUACCCCAUUGGGAACUAAACUGAAGUAUGAAGUGGAUACUAGUGGAAUCUUCCAUAUCAACCAGGAGAUCUUCAAAAUGUUUCCAAAGGAUAUGCCGUACCACCGCUCCCAGUUUAAGAAAUGUGCAGUGGUUGGGAAUGGAGGAAUUCUGAAGAACAGCGGAUGUGGCCGGGAGAUUGACAGUGCAGACUUUGUGUUUCGAUGCAAUUUGCCUCCUAUAUCUGAGAAAUACUUAACGGAUGUUGGAGUGAAGACGGAUGUUGUGACUGUCAAUCCCAGUAUAAUUACCGAGAGAUUUCAUAAGUUGGAAAAAUGGAGGAAACCCUUCUACAACGUGCUACAGGUCUACGAGAACGCUUCUGUGCUGCUGCCAGCUUUCUACAAUACUCGAAACACGGACGUUUCAAUCCGGGUCAAAUAUGUCCUAGAUGAUUUUGAAUCUCAGCAAGCUGUUUAUUACUUUCAUCCGCAGUAUCUCAUCAAUGUCUCACGCUACUGGCUCGGCCAAGGGGUGCGGGCCAAGCGGAUUAGCACUGGGCUGAUCCUGGUAACUGCUGCCCUGGAGCUCUGUGAAGAGGUCCACCUUUUUGGCUUUUGGGCUUUCCCCAUGAACCCCUCAGGGAUUUUUAUAACUCACCACUACUAUGACAACGUGAAACCUCGCCCUGGUUUUCAUGCUAUGCCCUCAGAAAUCUUCAAUUUUCUCCACAUGCACAGCAAGGGGAUCCUGCGGGUGCAUACUGGCACCUGCAGCUGCUGUUAA
Messenger RNA from Nestor notabilis (Kea), 1131 nucleotides. RefSeq names its product ST8 alpha-N-acetyl-neuraminide alpha-2,8-sialyltransferase 5 (gene ST8SIA5). Bases 1 to 1131 code for a protein of 376 amino acids. The record is from RefSeq and is a predicted model, not a curated record. Gene Ontology annotation, molecular function: alpha-N-acetylneuraminate alpha-2,8-sialyltransferase activity. The transcript is spliced from 7 exons. NCBI's taxonomy places the organism in Eukaryota, Metazoa, Chordata, Aves, Psittaciformes, Psittacidae. Gene Ontology annotation, biological process: N-glycan processing; oligosaccharide metabolic process.